AAUGGGAGCCCCGGGUCGACCCUCAGUCCUGCAGCCUUUCACACAUCCUGCUCCCACCUCUCCAGUUACCUCCACUGUCCCCCUUACAACAAAGACCUGACUGACUCCCCUCUCCUUCCCAGACCCUAUCAGCACGCAUCCACCUACCAUUUCCCUUAUGCCUAAUCUCUCCAGGAUCUAUGGAAAUGAGGUGCGCUGUGUGUCCCUGUAAAUGAGGCCGUCCCUAAUUAAAGAGAAGCACACAGUGUGUUCUAAGUGACUCAUGUUAAUUCUGUAACUCAAACUACCCAAGGUCUUGAAAAAGCAGGGUUUUAGUCUGUGUGUUUCUCUCUCUCUCUUUGUGUCCAUAAAAUAACCCAGAGUGAGACUGGGCUGCUUUGGCUGGGUCGGAGUCACUCCGGUAGAAAGCUUUAGCCAUACAUAGACAGACCCCGUCGACAGGGCUGAUGGGGGUGAUCAGGGCCCAAUCCAAGGGGCGGACAUUUAUGUCCAAAAUCCUAUUUGUUUAAACCGUUUUGCCUUCCAUGCUUGGAGGGAAAUAAGGCGAGGAUUCUGCUGUUUUCUGGGACUCCCAUUAUUACAGUACCGUUAAUCCUGCUGGAAGUGGACGAGAAGUGCUCCUCUGUUUGGAUGUCCACCCCCCUCCUCCCCUCCCACCACCAUCACCACAACAACCACCACCCCUCAGUCUUUCUCCAGUCCUCUCCUCACUUCUUUUAAACUCUGUGGAUGUUCCCAGCUGGAUGGAACACAGCUGUGUACUGGAGGCAGCCUGGUGAGAGUGGUGAGGAGUUAAAUGUCCAUCUUCUGAAAGCAGGAUGCUCAGGCCAGGCACUCCAGUCAUUCUGUUCCACCUCUUUAGCUUCUUUACUCAGAGAGAAGCUCUUUCUCAAGAGAUCAUGUACCCCUAUGGGCCCGUCCACCGAGAUCUGGAGACACCCAAGAUGGAUGAUGGAAGUUCCACUGAAAUAAUUAUACUCAUGCCAUUCAUUUUCUUUAAUAACCCCUAUCGCUCAAUCUAUGUCAACAACAACGGUGUGAUCUCCUUCAACGUGCAGGUGAGCCAGUUCACCCCCGAGGCCUUCCCCCUGAGUGACAGCAGAUCCUUCAUCGCCCCACUAUGGGCAGACGUGCACAACGGCAUCCGCGGAGAUGUGUACUACCGCGAGAGCGCAGACCCAGAGUUACUGGAGCGGGCCUCACGAGACAUCCGCAAGUACUUCAAGAACAUGCCCACCUUCACAGCCACCUGGGUCUUCAUCGCAACCUGGCACCAGGUCACCUUCUACGGAGGCAGUCAGACCACCCCGGUUAACACGUUUCAGGCUGUAUUGAUAUCAGAUGGUCUGUCAUGCUUUUCCAUGUUCAACUAUGGAGAGAUCAACUGGAGCACAGGCACUGCAAGUGGAGGAGACCCUCUGACUGGUUUAGGUGGAACCACAGCACAGUCAGGUUUUAAUGGAGGAGACAUUGGUCACUUUCUCAACCUGCCUGGGUCCCGCUCCAAUGAUGUGGUUGAAAUCGAGCAGACGACCAAUGUUAACCUGCCUGGCCGCUGGGUCUUCCGUAUAGACACUGCCCUGAUAGACCCAGCCAAUGGCUGCAGUUACAAUGGGCGGUUCUAUCGCCGCGGCGAGAUCUUCUGGCUGUCUGACCAGUGCUCCCAGCGGUGCCGCUGCCUAGACAUGGACAACGAGGUGCUCUGCCAGGAGGCGCCAUGCGGCCAGCUGGAAACAUGCGAGCAGCAGGAGGGUGCCUUCUACUGCCAGCCCACGCGCACCAGCACCUGCGUGGUUUUCGGUGACCCACACUACCAUACCUUUGACGGCUUCCUCUACCACUUCCAGGGCACCUGCUCCUAUUUGCUUGCACGGCCAUGCUGGGAGGUGGCCGGCCUGCCCUUCUUCAGCGUGGAGGCAAAGAACGAGAACCGCGGCGUGGCCUCCGUAUCCUGGUUGAGGGACGUUACUGUGGAGGUGUACGGCCACCGCGUCACCCUGCCUAAGGGCAGCCAGGGCACUGUACAGGUGGAUGGGCUGGUAAAGACACUGCCAGUCCAACUCCAGCUGGGUGCGGUCAGGGUGUACCAGUCAGGUGUUGCUGUCGCCCUGGAGACCGACUUUGGCCUCCUGGUGUCUUACGACGGGCAGCACUAUGCCUCUAUCUCCCUGCCCAGCUCCUACUUCAACAACACAUGCGGCCUGUGUGGUAACUAUAACGACGACCCUGCCGACGACCCCGUGCUGCCCGACGGCUCGCUGGCCGAGAGCGUGGUGGAGCUAGGUGGCAGCUGGCGAGCAGAGGACGCUGACUGGCGCUGCACGGAUGGCUGCGCCCAGAACUGCAGUAUCUGUGACCCGUUGACCGAGGCGUUCUACUUCCGCCCGGACUACUGUGGACUCAUCAACAAGACAGACGGGCCUUUCAGGGACUGCAGGGCAGUGGUGGACCCCACGGCCUUCGUCUAUAGUUGUGUCUACGACAUGUGCAGCAACAGGGACAACAUUACCACCCUGUGUCAGGCCAUCCAGGCCUAUGCCUUAGCCUGCCAAGCCCUGGGGGUCACCAUACGACCCUGGAGAUCACGCACCUUCUGUGCCCUGACAUGCCCUGAGUCCAGCCACUACCAGGUGUGCACCAGUGCCUGCCCGGCCUCCUGCUCAGACCUCACCGCUCACCUGUAUUGUGCCCACCCCUGCACCGAGGGCUGCCAGUGCGACCCGGGCUACGUGCUGAGUGGCAGCCGCUGUGUCUGGCGGCAGGACUGCGGCUGCGAGCGUGACGGCCUAUACUACCCCCUCAACGACACUUUCUGGGCGGGCCCCACUGGCGAGGCCAGAGAGUGUACCCUGCGCUGUGUCUGUGGGGCCAACGGCGAAGUCUCCUGCUUCAACGACUCGUGUAGAGAAGGCGAGGUGUGUGUGGCGGAGGUCGGCCUGUUGGGUUGUUACCCCCGCAGGGAGGGAGUGUGUUCUCUGGGCCAGAACGCUGUGACGGCCUCCUUCGACGGGGCCUCCAUGCUCUUUCCGGACGACAGCUCCUACUACCUGCUGAGGUCGUGCGGGCCGACGCCGGCCAACGUGUCGGUUGUGGAGGUGAAGAUGGGCCGGCGGUUGGUGAACAAGGGUCCGGCCUGGAUGAGGCCCGUGGUGGUCAGGGUGGCCAACCUGGAGGCCCAGAUGGGUGGAUCGGACUUUGACACAGUGAAGCUGAACGGUGAACCGGUAUUACUACCUUAUAUCCAUCCUCUGGAGACCCUGAUGAUCUACCGCGCCCCGGGCAACGCCACCGUGGUGGAGUCCAGCGGAUUGGUCCUAGUCCGCUACACCCGCCAGGGCUUCCUCAACAUCUCCCUCUCUACCCUCUUUUACAACGCCACCUGUGGCUUGUGCGGCCUCUUCAACGGAAAUGCCAGCGACGACCUCCGUCUACCCAACGGCCGUCUGGCCGAAUCCCCCGAACUCUUUACCGAAGGCUGGCGGGCCAUCGCUGACGACCUGACAUGUAACGGCGAUUGCGACGACCUGUACCGCAUGUGCACGGACCUGCGGCUCUACCAGAGCCCAUGGAUGUGUGGCAACAUCAACGACCCGGGGAACAGCUCCUUCCUGGCGUGCCAUGGUGCCGUCAACCCCUCGCCGUUCUUCCGGAACUGCCUGUACAACAUGUGCGUGCGUGAGGGAAACCGCUCGGCGCUCUGCUCUUCGCUGCAGGCGUAUGCCUCAGCCUGUCAGGACGCCCAGGUGGGCCUUGCCGCCUGGAGGAGUGCUACCAAUUGCCCCUUGCCCUGUCCGGAGAACAGUCACUUUGAUGAGUGCACUAGCGCAUGCCAGCUGACCUGCGCCGGCCUUGACGAGCCCGACGAGCCGUGCCCACUGCCUUGCCAGGAGGGUUGCCAGUGCGAGGAGGGCUUUGCGCUGCGCAAUGGCCAGUGCGUGGCACGCAGUGACUGCGGCUGCCUCGACCUUGGCAGCCGGCAGCUGACCACCAACCAAACCUUCUGGACCGACUGGGAGUGCAAAGAGCGCUGCUACUGCAACGGCUCGGACAACAGCGUCUACUGCACGCUGGCACCAUGCGGGGAGGGCGAGUACUGCCAGGAGGGCCUUGAGGGCCUCUACUUCUGUCAGCCGCACACCGAGGCGCUAUGCGUUGCCGCCGGUUACAGCCACUUUCUUCCGUUCGGUGGUGUGCCCUUCGAGCUACAGAGCAGCUGUACCUUGAGGCUGGCUACGACGGCGUGCAACGGCGGGGUGGUGGGGGAGGAUGAUGGGGAUCAGAGCCCCGCCACCCAGCCUGGGACGAGCAGCAGCGCCACCUUCCCUCACUUCAAGCUGUCAGCCCGGAACGAGGAGAGGGACACAGGGCAGGCCAUCUGGGUGAGAGGGUUCGUCUUGGAGGUCUACGGCUAUGAGAUUGAGGUGUCUCGGAGCUACAAACACACCAUCACGGUGAAUAAGGAGCGUCUAUACCUGCCUCUGAAGCUGGGACCAGGGAAGGUCCACAUCUUCACCUUCGGCAUGCAGCUGGUGUUGGAGACGGACUUUGGCCUGAAGGUAGCCUUUGACUGGAACACCCUGCUCCUGCUCACGCUGCCCAGACGCCUCUACAACGCAACCUGUGGCCUGUGCCAGGGCAUGCCACUCUCGUCUCCGCCCACCUUCACCACCAACGACUGGGGCAUGGCCUGGGCCGAUCGGGACACCUUCUGCCAGGUAGGCUGCGGCGACUCGUGCCCACGUUGCGGAUUGGUCGAGAGAGGCCUCGGCGCCGUCGACGCCCCUCUCCUUGUCACGGAUGUCAACGUGGAAGGUGGGGCACAAAAUGUCGAGGGAGGAGGCAUCAAUGUUGAAGGCGGGGGCUACACGGGAAUCCGAUUCCACCUGGGUGACGGGCUGUACGUAUUUGUGGAGCCCGAGGCAGUGCGUCUGUGCGGGCUGAUCGCGGACCGCGGUGGUGUGUUUGCACGCUGUCACAGCAAGGUGUCGCCAGCGUUCUUUUACCAGAGCUGUCUGCAGGACACGUGCCUGGACCAGGGCGCCCCAGAAACUAUUUGCAACUGGCUGCAGAUCUACACCAGCACAUGCCAGACCCAGGGGGUGCGCGUGUUAGGCUGGAGAAGUGACACGCCCUGUGUGCUGACGUGCCCAGCCAACAGCCACUACUCUGGCUGCAUGUCAGUGUGCCAGCCGCAGUGUGCCCCAGCACGAGGCCAGAGGGAGUGCACCCAGGACUGUGUGGAGGGCUGUCAGUGUGACCAGGGCUACGUCCUCAACGGCAAAGGCUGCAUCCUGCCCCAGAACUGUGGCUGCUACACGGACGGCAAGUACUAUGAGCCCAAACAACUGUUCUGGAAUGGCGACUGCACCAAGCGCUGCCAGUGCAUCGGCCGCAACCUCAUCCAGUGCGACCCGCGCCGCUGCAAGGCCGAGGAGGAGUGUGCCCUGCACCACGGUGUGCGCGGCUGCUUUGCCCGGCGCUCACAGCACUGCGUGGCAUCCGGCGGUGGCGUUUUCAGGACCUUUGACGGGGCGUCCUUGCGCCUGCCUGCCUCCUGCUCCUUCGUGCUGUCCACCAACUGCCACAAGUUACCUGACCUCUCCUUCCAGCUCAUCGCAAACUUCGACAAGUGGAGCACGCCCAACCUCACCACCAUCUCCCACGCAUACCUCUAUAUCAACGAGGAGAAUAUACUGAUCUCCGGGAGCACUGUGAAAGUGAACGGCACGCCCGUAUCGGUGCCAUUCGUCACGGGUUUAAUGACACGCGUCUCCACGUCGGAGGGCUUCCUGGUCAUCGACACACCACAGGACAUCCAGGUGCGCUACAACCGCUUCAACACGCUUAGUAUCACCAUGGGCCAGCGGCUGCAAAACAAGGUGUGUGGCCUUUGUGGCAACUUCAACGGAGACCCCACUGACGACUACAUCACCUCCCGCGGGAAGCCAGCCAUCAGCGCCCUGGAGCUGGCCCAGAGCUGGAAGACCAAUGGCAUGCAGAACAGCUGUGACGAGACCCAGUACGUGGCACUGGCCCAGUCGUGUGAGAACACGGCCGUGCUUGGCCUCCAGGGCGAGGAGGGGUGCCAGAAGCUCACCCAAAUGAAGGGCUUCUUCCAGCCCUGCCACGGCCUGCUGGACCCCAGGCCAUUCUACCAGUCCUGCUACCUGGACGGCUGCUACAACCACCGCAAGGCCCAGGUGUGCGGCUCACUCGCUGCCUACGGCGAGGCCUGCCGCUCCCUGGGCACGCUCACCACAAAAUGGAUUGCGCAGGAGAACUGCUCAGAAUGGAUCUACGACCCGUGUGCAGGAGAGAUCUGCACCAACAACACGUGUGAGCAGGAAAACGGGGGAGACCUGUGUGGCUGCCCCGAGCUGCCCAACAACGCUGGGGACGAGGAUGACAUCAUCCAGGCAGAGGUGACGUGUAAGCACGCCCAGAUGGAGGUGUCCAUCUCCAAGUGUAAGCUCUUCCAGCUGGGCUUUGAGCGCGAGGACGUGAGGAUCAACGACCAGCACUGCCCCGGCAUUGAGGGAGAGGACUUCAUAUCCUUUCACAUCAACAACACCAAGGGCCAUUGCGGCUCCAUCGUACAGUCCAACAGCACACACAUCAUGUACAAGAACACGGUGUGGAUUGAGAGCGUGAACAACACUGGCAACAUCAUUACCCGGGACAAGACCAUCAACGUGGAGUUUUCCUGCGCCUACGAGCUGGACCUCAAGAUAUCUCUGGAGACCGUGCUUAGGCCCAUGCUCAGUGUGAUCAACCUCACCCUCCCCACCCAGGAGGGUAACUUCAUCACUAAGAUGGCACUGUACAAGAACUCGUCGUACCACCAGCCGUACCGCGAGGGCGAGGUGGUGCUGAGUACACGGGACAUCCUCUUCGUGGGGGUGUUUGUGGAGGGGGCCGACGAGAACCAGCUCAUCCUUAUCGUCAAUAUGUGCUGGGCCACACCGUCCCGCUACAGCAGCGACCGGCUCCGCUACAUCAUCAUAGAAAGAGGUUGUCCCAACAUCAAGGAUAACACCAUAGGCAUGGCUGAGAACGGGGUGUCCCUCACCUGCCGCUUCCACGUCACAGUCUUCAAGUUCAUUGGGGACUAUGACGAGGUCCACCUCCACUGUGACGUGUCACUGUGUGACCACGAGAUCAAUGCCUGCAAAGUGAACUGUCCCCACAACAGGAGGAUGUACACGGACUACAGCAAUCACAAGGAGCAGAUCCUCACUGUAGGACCCAUCAGAAGGAGAGAGUCGGACUGGUGUGAGGUGGGGAACGGGGGCUGUGAGCAGAUCUGCACCAGUAAAGGGAUGGGAGCUGUGUGUAGCUGUGUGACUGGGAUGCUGCAGAGGGACGGAAAGAGCUGUAGAGCUGUCAGCUCCAGCGUUGACCUACGACCCCUCAUUCUCCCUCUGGCCCUUAGCACGGUGGUCUCCGUGCUCCAUGCUCACUCACACACUUCUCUCUUCUCCUAACACUGGAAGGACAGUCAGAGAGAGAGGAGGGAGAGAGAGAGAGACAGAUAAAAAGAAAAGAGGAGAGGAGAGCAAUGUAACACGAAAUAACAGCCAAAUAUAGAACAGACAGCUACACUUCGUGCUCACUGUCACAGAGACAUCCACAGCAACCAAUCACAGAGACAAGAAGCCCUUCCCUCUGGAUGGACUUAACAACAACUCAAGGCCCUGGAUCACAACAACAACAACAACUCACAAGGCCCUGGAUCACAACAACAACAACAACAACCACAAGGCCCUGGAUCACAACAACAACAACAACUCACAAGGCCCUGGAUCACAACAACAACAACAACCACAAGGCCCUGGAUCACAACAACAACAACAACCACAAGGCCCUGGAUCACAACAACAACAACAACAACUCACAAGGCCCUGGAUCACAACAACAACAACUCACAAGGCCCUGGAUCACAACAACAACAACCACAAGGCCCUGGAUCAAAACAACAACAACAACAACAACUCACAAGGCCCUGGAUCACAACAACAACAACUCACAAGGCCCUGGAUCACAACAACCACAAGGCCCUGGAUCACAACAACAACAACAACUCACAAGGCCCUGGAUCACAACAACAACAACUCACAAGGCCCUUGAUCACAAUGAAAAAAGACCCCCCAAAGAAUAUUUUUACUCACAUAAACUUUAGCUAGACAGAAGAAAGUCAGUAUAUUUCAUUUAAAAAACAGCUUAGUGAGUUAGUAUUAGAUAAAGCGUUUUUUUUAUGAGAGGUGAGGGCAUAGUUUGCCCUACAUUUAUCUUUGAUGGCAAAGCUUGGUUUCCAAAAUGAUUAAAAAAUAUAUUUUAUCAUUAUUUAUGUGUGAAGUAUAAGGCUGUGUAUGUGAAUCGAUUACCUGUUCCCCACUCAGCCCCUUAUCCCCUACUAUGAAAAUAUUGAAUGAGCCUCAAUAACAUACAAUGUGCUGGUAGAUGUGCCUUGACUGGUCAUGUCACACUGCCAUUCUGCUUGCCUACUCAUGGACCAGCCUCAAUCAGAAACAGUUCUAAAAUAAUUUGUAUGUUCAAAAUGAUACUCCUAGAAACAUUUGAUUGAAAAAUAAUGAAUAUUGUGGAAGUUAAAUUACUUCUCAAAAAGUUUUUAUUUUGUGCACAACAUACAUUUUGUAAAAACCGAUGUAGGUCCAGUUCUCCAGACCGAUAUCAUUAUGAGCAAAAAAGCAAUGUGACCUGUGUCAAAAUGCGCCUACCUAGGCUACUGUUAUCAGCAUGUGAAAUAAGCAAUGUUUUUGUACAAUGACACAGAAAGAAGCUCAUCCCACUCCAUAUAGCUAGCAACAACAAUUUAUGUUAGAAAAUAUUGGAGUAUCUCAUAACAUUUUCAUUAUGUACAAAUGUAUACUGAACAAAAAUAUAAACGCAACAUGUAAAGUGUCGGUCCCGUGUUUCAUGAGCUGAAAUAAAAGAUCCCAGAAAUGUUCCAUAUGCACAAAAAGCUUAUUUCUUUCCAAUUUUGUGCACAAAUUUGUUUACAUCCCUGUUACUGAUCUUUUCUCCUUUACCAAGAUAAUCCAUCCACCUGACAGGUGUGGCAUAUCAAGAAGCUGAUUAAACAUCAUUACACAUGUGCACCUUGUGCUGGGGACAGUAAAAGGCCACUCUAAAAUGUGCAGUUUUGUCACACAACACAAUGUCACAGAUGUCUCAAGUUUUGAGGGAGAGUGCAAUUGGCAUGCUGACUGCAGGAAUGUCCACCAGAGGUGUUGCCAGUGACUUUCAUGUUAAUUUCUCUACCAUAAGCCGCCUCCAACGUCGUUUUAGAGAAUUUGGCAGUAUAUCCAACCGGCCUCACAACCGCAGACCACGUCUAUGGCAUCGUGUGAUCGAGCGGUUUGCUGAUGUCAAUGUUGUGAACAGAGUGCCCCAUGGUGUGGUUAGGGUAUGGGCAGGCAUAAGCUAUGGACAACGAACACAAUUACAUUUUAUCAAUGGCAAUUGGAAUGCACAGCGAAAUGAGAUCCUGAGGCCCAUUGUUGUGCCAUUCAUCUGUUGCCAUCACCUCAUGUUUCAACAUGAUAAUGUUGCAAGGAUCUGUACACAAUUUCUGGACGCUGAAAGUGUCCCAGUUCUUACAUAGCCUGCAUACUCACCAGACCUGUCACCCAUUGAGCUUGUUUGGGAUGCUCUGGAUCAACGUGUAAGACAGUGUGUUCCAGUUCACGCCAAUGUCCAGCUACUUUGCACAGCCAUUGUCCAGCUACCAAUGUCCAGCUACUUCGCACAGCCAUUGAAGAGGAGUGGGACACCAUUCCACAGGCCACAAUCAACAGCCUGAUCAACUCACGCUGCAUGAGGCAAAUGGUGGUCACACCAGAAACUGACUGGUUUUCUGAUCCUCGCCCCUACUUUAUUUAUUUAUUAAGGUAUCUGUGACAAACAGCUGCAUAUCUGUAUUCCCAGUCAUUUGAAAUCCAUAGAUUAAGCCUAAUGAAUGUACUAUAAUUGACAAAUUUUCUUUAAUGAACUGUAACUCUAAAUAUUUUAAAUUGUUGCAUGUUGCAUUUAUGUUUUUGUUUAGUAUACAUAUUGUUAGUACAGGCUUUUUUGUUGUGAUAUUGUAUGACUUUCAAUUGGCAUUUCAAUAUUGAGUUUCAUAAUUAAUUGACCCAAAAAGGCAGCAAGACGAGGCAAUUAUCCCAUUUUAGAAAAGCAAUACAAUUUCAAGAAUAAACUGAACAGCUCUCAUAAUUGA
Molecule: messenger RNA, 10240 nt
Organism: Salvelinus fontinalis (brook trout)
Lineage: Eukaryota; Metazoa; Chordata; Actinopteri; Salmoniformes; Salmonidae
Gene: tecta
Product: tectorin alpha
Exons: 26
Coding region: 819-7484 (2221 amino acids)
Biological process (GO): cell-matrix adhesion
Molecular function (GO): protein binding
Source: RefSeq, a predicted model, not a curated record